GUUGUAAGGUUUAACAUAAAGCACUGAUGUAAAAUGACCGGGUGGUAUGCUGUUAUGGAAACACUAAGCUGUCUUUAAAAAUUGAAUUGAAAAUAACAAACGAAUGAAGCAGACGGAAGAAAUGAUAGGCUAUAGCUGCUGUUUUUAGGUCUGUGUGUCAGAGGCGGUUCAUUCGUGUUGUAGUUCCGGGUUUUACUGGGUAGCUCCGGUGGCAGAGCAUCACUCCACUGCAACGACAUAAACAUUCACUAGUGAUCAAAUAACUGGCUUCGUUUGAUGAAACACAUGGUUUAUGCAUUGUAGUUGAAACCGAGGGAAUGGAAGGGAGGAUGACUGCGGCGGCAGCGCAACUAUCAGAGACAGAGAUCCAACAUCGGUCUAUGGCAGAGGAGGAUCCUAACGGGAAUGAGCAUGGUGCGGCUGCCCGCAGCACGGCGCCUCGCUGGGGACCGCAGCACGCCGGGGCCCGAGAACUUGCCAAACUGUAUUCUCCUGGAAAGCGACUGCAGGAGUGGAUCAGUGUGGUCCUGUGCCUCUCUCUCUUCAUCAUCAACCUCUCCUUCCUUCUCCUCAACUUCUCCACUGUGCACAUCUACAAAAUCGUCUUUGGCAUCCUAACAGGGAUAGUGACGGCAGACUUUGCCUCGGGGAUCGUCCACUGGGGGGCAGACACCUGGGGCUCUGUGGACAUCCCUGUUAUUGGGAAGGCGUUCAUCCGUCCGUUCCGGGAACACCACAUCGACCCCACAGCCAUCACGAGGCAUGAUUUCAUCGAGACCAACGGGGACAACUGCAUGCUCUCCAUACUGCCUUUGGCACACAUGGCCUACAAGUUCCUGACCUACCAGCCAGAUGCCGUGGCAGAGACCUACCCCUGGGAGUGCUUUGUGUUUGCGCUGGCAGUCUUCGUCACGUUGACCAAUCAGAUCCAUAAGUGGUCUCACUCCUACUUCGGUCUCCCCCGCUGGGUGACGCUGCUGCAAGACUGUCACUUGGUGUUACCCCGGAAACACCACCGUAUCCACCACGUGUCCCCUCACGAGACCUACUACUGUAUCACCACAGGGUGGUUGAACUAUCCCCUGGACAAGGUGGGCUUCUGGCGAAAGAUGGAGAGGUUGAUAGAGAGUGUGACCGGUCAGAAACCUCGUAGCGAUGACAUGGAAUGGACCAAGAAAAUGGAGUGAUGAGCUCUUUCCUCUCUCCAGACCAGCAAGAUGGUGGAGGGUGGUGGAGGGCGGGGAAGUUGAGAACUAAGGGUAGGAUUGGACUGAAGGAACUUCUGCCGCUUUAAACCCUACUCCUGUAACUCUCGCUUAGCCCUAAUAUAAUAACACACCCACGUCCCUCCUGGUGUUGGCAUAGCACCUCAGCAAUGACACUGUUAAUGCGGCCUUCUAGAUACUUCCAUGAUCCAUCCGGCCUUUACUUUUGUUCGCUAUUUGAGAACCAGUCCACACUCUCAAAGACGCCGCUUGCAAUAGUAGGUUCACUGGCAGAUCCGGGGUUGACAAUGAAGAUUGAUGUCCUUUUUGUGACCCCAUUUCCCUCUACUGCUCAUCCUCCUUUUCCAUGGGCUUGUCUCGCCUUGCAUCUGAGCCAAUGAGCUGUCAUUUUACUAUGUCAGUGUAAGAGGGUUUCUGGAGGAUGGGCUCUCCAGGGGACUUUUGUUUUUCAGGCAUUGUCUUACAUGACCUAGAGAAUGAGGUUGUCAUCUGCAUGAUCCGUGUUCAGCUUGAUGUAAGAAGGCGCUCAUGGAUCAGCCUAUUGCCUACAGUAUGUAUUGGCUUUUAAUGGAUGGCUUGUAUUUGUUUGGAUCAGUAGAAUUUAUUUUGAUCAUCCAUUAAAAGUCAUUGACUCAAACCAUAUGUGGCAGUUUUCCCAGAUUCUUCCCUAAGCCUAUUCUCUUUACUGUAGGAGCUGAGAGUAAUAAAGGAUCAGACAGUUAAAGGCCAUUCCAUGAUCAGAACUCCAUGAUUUGUCAAACAUUGUCUCGUCUUUGUCAAUAUCUGCACUUUACUAACUUACCCGUUACUGUGUUUAUAAAAAGCAGUCCUGUCAGUAGGGACUGACAAACACACAGAUACACACUGAAGUCCUAGUUAAAAAAUGAAAUGUUUUUUUUUUCUGACUUCUUUACUGGCCGCAAUUGUACGUAUUCUCUUUUGGUUAUCUGUCUGGCUUUAUAAUGUUAUAUUUUUUAUAUUAACAAUCAGCCUUCUGACUUUCCAUCAUGCAGCUGUUGCUCACUGCUAGCCUUAAUUUGUUUCUAUGCUGUAUUAUUUAAUAAAGCGUUGUUAAUUGAACUGAA
This is a messenger RNA of Esox lucius (northern pike), 2311 nucleotides long. RefSeq names its product TMEM189_B_dmain domain-containing protein (gene peds1a). Bases 318 to 1187 code for a protein of 289 amino acids. NCBI's taxonomy places the organism in Eukaryota, Metazoa, Chordata, Actinopteri, Esociformes, Esocidae. Gene Ontology annotation, molecular function: oxidoreductase activity. The transcript has 6 exons. The record is from RefSeq and is a predicted model, not a curated record.